Messenger RNA from Cylindrotheca closterium, 2244 nucleotides. NCBI's taxonomy places the organism in Eukaryota, Bacillariophyta, Bacillariophyceae, Bacillariales, Bacillariaceae. The record is from the annotation of a GenBank genome assembly.
AUGCGGCGAGUCCCAUUUCAGGACAGCGCCAACUCGGCCCAAAAACGUUCUCGAUCUGCCUUGACCACCACCAACACCAACAACACAUCCACAUCCACAUCAUCCUCCAGAUUGCUAUUGGAGGAUAAUGCUGAUAAUGAAGAUACUGAAACCAUUCAUUCGCCACCCAAUAAGAAGCAAUUAACAUUAUUCGAUUCCUUUGCGACGACCUCGGUAGCAGAAGCCCGUCAUGAUAUUUUGCAAUCCGAAGUGGACACCUUGCAGGCCGAACUCGAACAUUUCUAUUCGGUCCAAGAGUUGGACGAACGCAAGCACCAAAAGGAAGUGGCUCGUUUGGAAAAGAAAUUGGAAUUUGCCGUCGAAGAAGCCAAAGAGGCCCAACAAAUGAUGGAAGAAGUGAGACAACAAUCCGAUCAAUAUGCCAAACAACAACAAGAGGCUCGCAAAAAGUCACAAACCGAAUUGCGCAAAACCCAAAAGGAAUUGAGCGAUGCUCGUGUUAAAAUUGCCCAAUACGAAGCCAAGGAAGAAGAGGCACGCAUGAUUCCCUCGUCUUCCAAUGAAUGCAUUUAUGAGACCAAUACAUCCUUGAGAGAACGCUUGCAGGCCCAACGCACGGAGAAUGAACAAUUGAAGGAGUUGGUGGCUCAAUUGAAAGUCGAUCUAACGAAAACCAAAGAGGUCAUGGAAGAGGCCAAUAGAAAAGCCAACGCACCAAAAGAACCCACCAUUUCCGAAGCUUCGCCCACGAUACUACGAGAACUCAACAAGACGCGGAUCGAAUUGGCCGAAUCGGAACGCAAAACCCGGCAGUAUAAAAAGGCGGCCGAAGUUGCCUCGACGAUGCGAAAACAACUGAUUGUCCAGGAAGAAAAGACCAAAUCGUACAAGCGAUCUGCCACCCUUUUGGAAAAUGAAUUGCGGACACGUACUAGAGAAUCGGAUCGGUUGGCCAUUAAAUUGGAGGCUUGGAAGAAGUAUGGUGUCAUGGUGCAACAAAAAUUACAACCCUCUGCUAGCAUCAUUAGUAUUCAAAAAUUUGAAAAUGACAUGCCCCCGGAAGAACACAAGAUUAAUCAGCUUUGGAAAAAAACAGUGGGGGUUGUGGACGAAUUGGAACAGGAAAAGUUACAAAUGGAAAAGGCUAUUGCCGAUAAGGAACAACACGCACGAGAACUUCAACACAAGGUAUACGAAAUGGAACGCUCCCAAACGUCCAUGGACAAGAUGCGUCAAGAAUAUGAUCAAAAGCUGGCAAUUCAGGAACAACAAGUCAAAAUUCUACAACAUCAAGAGAAUGUGCGAAAACGUGAAAUUGAAUCCCUUCGGGAAAUUGUCGAUACCUUUGAUCAAUUGCCCUUGGGGGUUCCUCCUGGAUCGGGAACACCCAACAAACCGGACAAGGAACGAUCGGCACGUUCGCUAAAAGUGCAAUUGGACGCGGCCACGGAAGAAAUUCAAGUAUUGAAGGAUGGACAAACCAAAAUGAAGCAAGACUUGCACACCGCUCUAGAUGCAAAAGCGGAACUUCAAAAGACACACAAUACCGUCUUGGAAAAGUUUGGCAAGUUGAAGGAUGCCUUGUAUGCGGAACGUUCCAAAGCAGAAGCGGCCGAACAACGAGCGGUUCGGGCCGAAGAAUUGGCCGGCAAGGGUUCCUUCAAUCCUGAUGCGACAAGAGUCUUUCACAUGACCCACAAUCCAUUGACGGAAGCACUGAAACAAGAAGUGGCCGUCUUGCAGCGACAAAUACAAGUCUUGAAACAAAAAAUUAAGGAUCCUGUCGAUGUUGGUGAAACAAAGAACGAUACUACUAAUUCUGCUGCUGCUGCUGCUGCAACGCCUUCUACUACUUCCACUACUACUACUGCUGCUGCUGCUGCUGCUGUUGGUAAUGACGUGGAUCCCAACAAGUUACAUCAGCGGCUCAAGGAAUCCUUCAAGGAACAAAUUGGUCGCUUUCGAGAGGGAGUCUAUUUGAUUACCGGCCUCAAGAUUGACAUGAUUCCGGACGAGCGACCCAAAUUCAAGGUCCGAUCGGUCUUUGCGGAACAAGAACAGGAUCAUUUAAUGUUUCAAUGGCCGACUGGCAAGAAUGUGAGUUCGUUGGACCUACUGGGGACGGAAUUGGCACAAACCUUGACCACGACGCCGUCGUACGAAUAUGUCAAGAGGUUUCAUAGCAUUCCAGCUUUUGUGGCCAGCGUGCAACUACAAUUGUUUGAGAAGCAGACAAUGAUGUAG